Molecule: messenger RNA, 954 nt
Organism: Zasmidium cellare ATCC 36951
Lineage: Eukaryota; Fungi; Ascomycota; Dothideomycetes; Mycosphaerellales; Mycosphaerellaceae
Exons: 3
Coding region: 1-954 (317 amino acids)
Source: RefSeq, a predicted model, not a curated record
AUGCCGUCCAUUCCAAGAGCAGAUCCACCAUUGGUCGACAUCCCAGAGUCCUACAAAUCACUGCCGGUCCAACAUAUCAAAAUCUCACAUUACCCAGAAGAUGCACCAACAGCAACCCCAGUAAUCGUGGUCACGCUCAACCGACCCAAACAACGCAAUGCAUUCACGCUGCAAAUGAUGAAGGAUUUCGAGCUGUGCUAUCCAAUGUUCGACCUUGACGAGCGCGUCAAAGCCAUCGUUCUCACAGGCAGCGGAGAUGCCUUCUGCGCAGGAGCUGACUUGGAUAUUGGGUUCAACUCUGGAGGGGAAAGAGAGAGGUUGGUUGAUCACAGAGAUAGCGGUGGUCGAUUGAACUUGGCUAUCUUUCGCUGCCGGAAGCCCACGAUUGUGGCUUUGAAUGGGCCGGCGGUUGGGCUUGGGAUGACUAUGACUCUUGCCGCGACCAUUAGGAUCGCGCAUGCGUCUUCCAAAUACGGUUUCGUCUUCGCCCGACGAGGAAUCACCAUGGAGUCAAACUCGUCUUACUUACUCCCUCGCCUGAUCGGAUACUCAAAUGCCAUGUAUCUGCUUUCAACGGGAGAUGUCUUCCGUGGGGACUCCAAGUACCUCGCUCAGCUAUUCCAAGAAGUUAUCGAAGACAAACAAGAAGUCCUCAACAGGGCUUUGCAGUUGGCGUCCAACAUCGCAGAGAAUGUCAGCGUCAUGGCCUCAUACCUGAACCGAGAGUUGAUGUGGAGAGGCCCACCGAGCAUCGAGGAAACGCAUCUUUUGGAUAGCGCAGUCUUGUAUCACAUGUUCGCGAAUCGGGACUGCGCGGAGGGAGUCAAGAGCUUCUUUGAGAAGAGAAAGCCCAAGUUCGAGGCGACGUUGGAGAAAGACGGACCGCCGUUCUUCCCUUGGUGGACUGAAGUCGACACGGGCAGUAGGGCGAAGAGAGCGGGCCCGAAGUUGUAA